AUGGUGAUGGCUAGGGGUGUUUGUUUGGGAUUAUAAUCUACCCAGAUUAUGUAAUCCUUAUUUUGGACAGCUUAUAAUCCUAAACAAAGAAAGUCAAACAUGUGAAUCCGGUGAACUGGUAGCAAACUGUAAACAAAGAAAGCCAACUGGUUCAACGGUCAAGGGCUGGUAAGCCAACUGGUAGCAAACUGUAAACAAAGAAAGCAAAAGGUAAAACCAGAACAAUCCGGUGAAGCCAAAAACCACUACAAAAAGUCAAACAUGUGAAUGGACUAUUGACUAUAUGUCAGUUUAGUUAUUCUUAGAAAUCUUACCUAUCUGGCCCGUUUUUUUUUAAAAAAAAUCCCUUUUUCCUCUCCAUGGAGUUUCCCAUCACAAGCAUAGAUUACGCAGUUUCAGCAACGUCAAAGCACACAGAGUUUCCUGCUGAGGAGAGCGAGAUAGAGCUCCCAAAUGGAAGCUUUCCUUUCCGCUGUCCUGGGUGAGCUGACGAGUCGAUCCAUAAAUUUCAUCAUCAACAAGUGCUCGAAGCCACCUGCAAUGGCUGUGGAGGAAAGCCUGCAAAGGGCUCUUCUUCAGGCACGGGCCAUCAUCGAGGAGGCAGUGGGACGUCGCAUCACAAACCAAGCCAUGAUCCAGCAGCUGGGCAUGCUGAGGGACACCAUGCACCGAGGCUAUUACGCACUUGAUGCGUUCAGGUACCAGCCUCGCUAUGGAGAGGACGGAAACGUUCCAGCUGUUAGGCGCUUUAUUUCCCUAUCAAAGGUACACUCUGUGAAGGAUCCCUAUUUCUCCUGCCGAACUGCACAGUUCCGUGAACAACUACAGGAUGCGCUAGACAGGCUGAGCUCCAUGAUUGUUGAUCUGAAUGAGUUGGUGGUGUUCUUGGCGAGCUACCCUCGUCUGUAUCGCCAGCCUUACAACAUGCAUAUCCUACUCGGUAACUGCAUGUUUGGUCGCCAAGUGGAAGCAGAACUUGUCACUGAGUUCCUGUUGCACACGCAGCCUCAUAGUCUCCAAGAAUUGGAGGUCCUGCCGAUUGUCGGUCCACUCAGAGUUGGCAAGAGUACCCUCGUCGCUCAUGUUUGCAAGGAUGAAAGGGUCCGCGAGUAUUUCUCAGAAAUUUUGUGGCUGUACGACCAUGAUUUUACAGAUGACGAGCUAGCUUUCAAACAAGGAUGUGCAAUGGAAAAUCAAAUUUCGAACCUGAACAAAGACAAGAGAGUGCUAGUUGUUGUAGAACUAUCUGGAGAUCUCUAUGAAGAUGCUUGGAAUAGGUUGUAUCUUGCUUCCAAACAGAGCAUCUGUAGCGGGAGUAAAAUCAUAGUCACAAGCCGUUCAGACAAGAUUGUAAGGUUUGGGACAACACGGGCUCUAACUCUUAAGCUUUUGUCCCAUGAGGCAUACUGGUAUUUCUUCAAGGUACUUACGUUUGGAAGCAAUGAUCCCAACACGCACCCAAGGCUUGCCCAACUGGCCAUGGAGAUAGCCAGAAAGCUAAAUUGUUCAAUUAAUGGUGCAUAUGUCACCUCUUAUUUGUUGAGGGACAAUUUUAACGUACACUUUUGGUGUAAGGUUCUGAGCUUUUUGAGCUGGUGCAUCCAGAAGCAUAUCUCCAAAUUUGGGGUGCAUCCUUCUGUUCUUUUUAGUCAAAAUGUACCUGUAGAGCUUGGUAGAAUGGCUGCGCCUUCUGAAGAUUUCAUGCUUUGUGAUCAGUAUCACCGGUCUUCCCAAGAAGAGGUUCCAGAGAUAAGAAUCCAAGAUGUGAUGUAUGGAAGCAUCAAGAGACAUGGAAAAUUUGAUGUAUUAGUAUGGAGAUCUCAGAUACCCCCCUACUACAGCUAUGUCAAUGCUUGUGUGAUUCAAGAGCGAAAAAAUACAGGUGGAAAGAGGAAGCGUUGCAUCAACGAUGGAGCCACAGUCUCUUAAUUUUGUCAUUUCCUGGUUUAUGCUAGAACAUAUAUAUUUUGAUUCACUUUUGGGGGUAGGAUGUCAUAAGUUACGGGCCUACAUUUUAUUAUCAUAAAUGAAGUGCUUAUUUACAUAAUAA
Messenger RNA from Zea mays, 2050 nucleotides. Its product is annotated as putative disease resistance RPP13-like protein 1. Gene Ontology annotation, molecular function: ADP binding. The transcript has a single exon. Bases 454 to 1929 code for a protein of 491 amino acids. NCBI's taxonomy places the organism in Eukaryota, Viridiplantae, Streptophyta, Magnoliopsida, Poales, Poaceae. The record is from RefSeq and is a predicted model, not a curated record.